Molecule: messenger RNA, 603 nt
Organism: Hibiscus syriacus
Lineage: Eukaryota; Viridiplantae; Streptophyta; Magnoliopsida; Malvales; Malvaceae
Exons: 1
Coding region: 1-603 (200 amino acids)
Molecular function (GO): zinc ion binding; nucleic acid binding
Source: RefSeq, a predicted model, not a curated record
AUGAAACAAGUUGUUAUCACGAGACUGCUGAGAAAGAAGAUUGGAUAUAAAGCUCUGAUGAAUAGAAUACAUACGCUAUGGAAGCCAAUAGGUAAUUUCAACUUAAUAGAUCUUGAAAACGACUAUUACUUAGUGAAAUUCGAAGAUAUUGAGGACUACAUGAGAGUUCUUACCGAUGGUCCUUGGAUGAUAUAUGGAAGCUACCUGACAGUUCAACCAUGGUCGAGGAAUUUUACUAUAAUCGAGAAGCACCCUUCACAAGUCAUCGCUUGGUUGCGACUACCUGGUUUGCCCUACAUAUAUUACAAUAUUGUACUAAUCAGAAUAAUUGCGAACACGAUAGGAAUAGUCAUCAAAAUUGACUACAAUACCAAAGUUGGAGAGAGGGGAAAAUUCGCUAGAAUUGCAGUUGUAAUUGACCUGAAUAAGUCUCUUACUCCAUGCGUGGGAAUAGACGAUUUUAUACAAAAAAUUGAAUAUGAGGGACUCCAACAGAUCUGUUUCAAAUGUGGUACCCAUGGGCAUGUAAAAGAAGCAUGUCAAACAAAUCAAGAAGGAAAACAUAUAGAUAUUCCCAACACUGGUCAUACUGUUGAAGAAUAA